Messenger RNA from Brachypodium distachyon (stiff brome), 704 nucleotides. RefSeq names its product phosphatidylinositol N-acetylglucosaminyltransferase subunit P. The transcript is spliced from 3 exons. NCBI's taxonomy places the organism in Eukaryota, Viridiplantae, Streptophyta, Magnoliopsida, Poales, Poaceae. The record is from RefSeq and is a predicted model, not a curated record. Bases 77 to 571 code for a protein of 164 amino acids.
UGUAUUUGAUGCACCCGUCUUCCUCCGGUACAGAUCUCCCAGUCUCCGGUCCCCAACCCUCACCGCGAUCACCACCAUGCCAUCGGCUGACGCGAGGGAGUCUCCGGCGGCGAGGCCGUGGAGCCCCAGACAAGCGGAAAGAACCCCCAGAGUCCGCCGCCCGAGGCCGUCGGAGGCGUACGGCUUCGCGGGAACCAUCGCCGCGGCUGCCGCCGCCGCCGCGUACCUCGCGUGGGCGUACGCGCCGGAGCCGUGGCUCCGUUCCCUCGGCGCCACCUACUACCCAAGCAAGCACUGGGCGCUCGCCGUGCCGGCGUUCGUGGCGGUGGCGGCGGCGCAGGGAGUGGUGCUGUACAUGGCGUCCAACUUCCUCCUCGCUGCCCCGCCGGCUUGCCUACACACAAUCACCGAUGAACACGCCCGGGAGCCGUCGUCUUCUCCGGGAACGGGAGCGGAGGUGGAGCCCAUCGAGCCCAUCUCGGACCUCGGCGUCGACCGGAUGAAUCAUCUCAUGUUCGGCGAUCGAAGCAACAACCUGUUCAUUCACUGCACAGCGGAUGGACUCGACUGAACUGAAGCCCAUAAAUCUGCAACUGUUCGCUGAUUGUUUCCACCCUGCAACCUCGUAUUGACCUAGCUUCAGUACAGCUACAGCAUGUAUGCACGAGGGUUCUUUUUUUGCCUUAGCAAGUUUCAUUACUCAA